AUGAAGACAUUCAAAUGUUGUUUUAAAUAUCACCUACAACAGAAAGUUUUCAUCCUGUUUCUAACCCUAUGGCUAUUCUCCUUGUUGAAGCUCCUAAAUGUUAAACGAUUCCUCUUCCCUGAACGGGGCAUUUACUUGGUUGAGUACUCUCUGAGUACCUCGCCUUUUGUAAGGAACAGAUACACCCAUGUCAAGAAUGAAAUCGGAUAUGAGAUUAACUGUUCGGGUGUCUAUGAACAGGAGCCUUUGGAAAUUGGCAAGAGUCUGGAGAUAAGAAGAAGAACCAUCAUCGACUUGGAUGAUGACGAUGUUGUGGCAAUCACCAGUGAUUGUGAGAUUUAUCAGGCGCUACGAAGCUACGAUGAAAAGCUUGUUUCAGAGGAGGAGAAAAGCUUCCCGAUAGCCUAUUCUUUGGUUGUUCACAAAGAUGCAAUUAUGGUUGAAAGGCUAAUCCUUGCUAUAUACAACCAGCACAAUAUUUAUUGCAUCCAUUAUGACCAAAAAUCAUCGGAUACCUUCAAAGUUGCCAUGAACAAUUUAGCUAAGUGCUUCUCCAAUAUUUUCAUUGCUUCCAAAUUAGAGGCUGUGCAGUACGCACACAUUUCCAGACUCCAGGCUGAUUUAAAUUGCUUGUCAGACCUCCUCAAGUCUUCAGUUCCGUGGAAAUAUGUUAUCAACCUGUGUGGGCAGGAUUUUCCUUUGAAGUCAAACUUCGAAUUAGUGUCAGAGUUGAAGAAACUCAAUGGAUCAAAUAUGUUAGAGACAGUGAAACCCCCUAGCACUAAGACGGAAAGAUUCACUUUUCACCAUGAACUCAAACAGGUACCUUAUGAAUAUGUGAAACUACCGAUGAGGACGAACAUUUCCAAGGAGGCCCCCCCUCAUAACAUCGAGAUAUUUGUUGGCAGUGCUUAUUUUGUGUUAAGUCGAGCAUUCAUUAAAUAUAUUUUCAACAACUCCUUUGUUAAAGACUUUUUCGCUUGGUCUAAAGAUACAUACUCACCUGAUGAGCACUUUUGGGCUACCUUAAUUCGGGUACCAGGAAUCCCUGGGGAGAUUUCUAAGACAGCCCAGGAUGUGUCUGACCUGCAGAGUAAGACCCGCCUGGUCAAAUGGAAUUAUCUAGAAGGCCUUUUCUAUCCCAGUUGUACUGGCUCUCACCUCCGAAGUGUGUGUAUCUAUGGAGCAGCGGAACUAAGGUGGCUUAUGAAGUACGGACAUUGGUUUGCUAAUAAAUUUGAUUCUAAGGUGGACCCCGUCUUGAUUAAAUGCUUGGCAGAAAAGCUUGAGGAACAGCAGAGAAAGUGGAUCACACUGUCUUCAGCAAAGUUAUUUAUGGUUAAACCUUCCAUAACCACCUCGUGA
Budorcas taxicolor (takin) is the source of this 1365-nucleotide messenger RNA. RefSeq names its product glucosaminyl (N-acetyl) transferase 4 (gene GCNT4). Lineage: Eukaryota; Metazoa; Chordata; Mammalia; Artiodactyla; Bovidae. Gene Ontology annotation, cellular component: membrane. Gene Ontology annotation, molecular function: acetylglucosaminyltransferase activity. The transcript has a single exon. Bases 1 to 1365 code for a protein of 454 amino acids. The record is from RefSeq and is a predicted model, not a curated record.